Messenger RNA from Fopius arisanus, 1066 nucleotides. RefSeq names its product DNA repair protein complementing XP-A cells homolog Xpac (gene Xpac). The transcript has 2 exons. The coding region runs from base 135 to 953 and encodes 272 amino acids. Lineage: Eukaryota; Metazoa; Arthropoda; Insecta; Hymenoptera; Braconidae. Gene Ontology annotation, biological process: nucleotide-excision repair, DNA damage recognition; nucleotide-excision repair involved in interstrand cross-link repair; base-excision repair. Gene Ontology annotation, cellular component: nucleotide-excision repair factor 1 complex. The record is from RefSeq and is a predicted model, not a curated record. Gene Ontology annotation, molecular function: damaged DNA binding.
UACUCAUUGACUCGGUGAAAUUACCUCUAGAAGUUCCACCUUUUCUGAAUUUAAUCAAAGGAACGUGAGUUUGUACAACCUGAGAACAUCCUUAUUACACGAGAGAUUUAUCGAGAUUUAGAAGUAGUUUCCUGAUGUCUGAGAAGAAGAAUGAAGAAUCUGCAGAGAGAGGAAGUGAAUCUCCUCAGUGGUACAAAGAAAGAGCAGAGAGAAAUCGGCAGAAAGCUUUGCUCUUGAAAAAAUCUAAACUUGUCGUUCAUCCUUAUGCGAAGAACUCGGACGAUGUGACUGGAUCACAGGGAAGACAAUUAAAAGUUCAAGGGAAAAAAGUGGUGGACAGUGGAGGUGGAUUUUUAAUUGAAGAGGAUGAUGAAUUGGAAGAGCAAAUGCUGGAGUGGACAGAGGAUCCAUUCCCAAUCUUCGUCGAUUUGCCAACGUGCGAGGAAUGUCAAAAGCAAUUUCAAGAGUCCUACCUCCUGAAGACCUUCGACUACAAUGUCUGUGAUGCCUGCAGGGAUCGAGAGGAAAAACACACUCUCAUUACAAAAACUGAGGCUAAAGACACAUAUCUUCUGCGUGAUUAUGAUUUAGAUCAGAGAGAACCGCCACUCAAAUUUAUUCUCAAAGCCAAUCCACACAGAGCAGCUUACGGUCACAUGAAACUCUAUCUUCACCUGCAGAUUGAAAAACGAGCACUGGAAGUUUGGGGUUCUGAGGAAGCUCUCGUCGAGGAGAAAGAGAAGCGGGAGAUUAAGAGACAGGAGACGAAGAUUAAAAGAUUUAAUAAAAAAGUUAAACAGUUGAGGAUGGAGGUAAGGAGUUCUAUGUAUGAUAAAACUAAAAAAGCUACACAUGUCCAUGUUUUUGGCCCUGAUACGUACAACGAAGAGGAUGAUACUUACAGUCAUGCCUGCACUGAAUGUGAAUAUGAAGAAACCUUCGAGAAAAUGUAAAAAUCAUGUCUUGAUUCGUUGAAGAAUUUUACAGUAUUAUUUUUCAUCGAGUGAGGAGCAAGAGGAAAAAAUUAAUGCCUCAGAAUUUUUUUUUAUGUUCACAUCUAAUUCGG